UAAUUCCGCAGUAGGUGAAGACUGAAAAUUGGGUAUAAAUGAACCAAUUCUCUCUAUCACCAUUCGCGCCGUUCUCUUCUUCUCUUUCCUUCAUUUCACUUCGUUCUCUCUCUCUCCCCUUUCCAUCCUUCACUACCAAACCUCGCUUUUCCUUCUCAUACUUCCGUCUUACAGUUCAUUCUAGUACAAGAACGAUGGCAUCACACAUUGUUGGGUACCCCCGUAUGGGACCUAAGAGAGAGCUGAAGUUUGCCUUGGAAUCCUUUUGGGAUGGAAAAAUCAAUGCAGAGGAGUUGCAAAACGUGGCCCAUAGUUUAAGGACAUCUAUUUGGAAACAGAUGUCUGAUGCUGGGAUUAAGUAUAUUCCUAGUAAUACCUUCUCAUACUAUGAUCAAGUAUUGGACACCACCGCAAUGCUUGGUGCUGUUCCCCCUAGAUAUGGAUGGAAUGGCGGAGAGAUUGGAAAUGAUGUUUACUUUUCGAUGGCUCGUGGUAAUGCCGAUGUUCCUGCUAUGGAGAUGACUAAGUGGUUUGACACCAACUACCAUUACAUUGUCCCUGAGUUGGGUCCUGACAUGAAGUUCACAUACGCGUCUCACAAGGCCGUGGAUGAGUAUAAGGAGGCUAAAGCUCUUGGAGUUGAAACUGUACCAGUGAUUGUUGGUCCAGUGUCUUACCUGCUGUCAUCAAAGCCAGCAAAGGGAAUUGAGAAAUCUUUCCCUCUUCUUUCUUUACUCGACAAAAUUCUUCCUGUCUAUAAGGAAGUGAUUUCUGAACUUAAGGCUGCUGGUGCAUCCUGGAUUCAGUUUGAUGAACCUAAACUUGUCAUGGACCUCGAUGCUCAUCAAUUGCAAGCCUUCACACACGCCUACUCGGAGCUAGAAAGCGCUUUGUCAGGGUUGAAUGUUCUCAUUGAAACCUACUUUGCUGAUAUUCCCACGGAAGCAUACAAAACUCUUACUUCAUUGAAGGGUGUAACUGCUUUUGGAUUUGAUCUGGUUCGGGGCACAAAGACCCUUGAUUUGGUCAAGGGUGGAUUUCCUUCUGGAAAGUAUCUUUUUGCUGGAGUAGUGGAUGGGAGGAACAUUUGGGCUAAUGACCUUGCUGCUUCUCUUAGCAGCUUGCAGUCUCUUGAGGGCAUCGUCGGAAAAGACAAGCUUGUCGUAUCUACUUCAUGCUCUCUUCUUCACACUGCCGUUGAUCUGGUGAAUGAGACUAAGUUGGACUCAGAGCUCAAGUCAUGGCUUGCUUUCGCAGCUCAGAAAAUUAUCGAGGUCAAUGCCUUAGCUAAGGCAUUGUCUGGUGAGAAAGAUGAGGCCUUUUUUUCAGCAAAUGCUGCCGCUUUAGCUUCAAGAAAAUCUUCCCCUAGAGUGACUAAUGAGGCGGUUCAGAAGGCCGCUGCCGCGUUGAGGGGAUCUGAUCAUCGUCGUGCCACAACUGUGAGUGCCAGGUUGGAGGCUCAACAGAAGAAGUUAAACCUUCCACUCCUACCUACCACCACAAUUGGUUCUUUCCCUCAAACCAUGGAUCUCAGAAGAGUCCGCCGUGAAUUCAAGGCUAACAAGAUCUCUGAGGAAGAGUACGUGACAGCUAUUAAGGAGGAGAUUAGCAAGGUUGUUGAACUCCAAGAAGAGCUUGACAUAGAUGUUUUAGUCCACGGAGAGCCAGAGAGGAAUGACAUGGUUGAGUACUUUGGGGAGCAACUGUCGGGCUUUGCCUUCACUGUUAACGGGUGGGUACAAUCCUAUGGAUCUCGUUGUGUCAAGCCUCCUAUCAUCUAUGGUGAUGUGAGUCGGCCCAAUCCCAUGACAGUCUUCUGGUCCACAAUGGCUCAAAACAUGACAAAACGGCCCAUGAAGGGAAUGCUUACUGGCCCUGUUACAAUUUUGAACUGGUCGUUUGUCCGAAAUGAUCAGCCCAGGUUUGAGACCUGCUAUCAGAUUGCUUUGGCCAUCAAGGAUGAGGUUGAGGAUCUUGAGAAGGCUGGCAUCACUGUCAUCCAAAUUGAUGAAGCCGCAUUGAGAGAGGGUUUGCCUUUGAGGAAGUCCGAGCAGCCUUUCUACUUGGAUUGGGCCGUGCACUCGUUCCGGAUAACCAACUGCGGGGUUCAAGAUACAUCUCAGAUUCACACCCAUAUGUGUUACUCUAACUUCAACGACAUCAUCCACUCGAUUAUUAACAUGGAUGCUGAUGUGAUUACCAUUGAGAACUCAAGAUCAGAUGAGAAACUCCUUUCAGUCUUUCGUGAGGGUGUCAAGUAUGGUGCGGGUAUUGGCCCAGGUGUCUAUGAUAUCCACUCCCCCAGAAUCCCGUCCACAGAUGAAAUUGUGGACCGCGUCACUAAGAUGCUUGCAGUCCUUGAAUCCCAUGUCCUUUGGGUUAACCCUGACUGUGGUCUGAAGACACGGAAGUAUGGUGAAGUCAGGCCGGCCCUUACCAACAUGGUUGCUGCCGCUAAGGCUGUUCGCACCCAGCUUGCGAGCUCUAAAUGAGUCAACAUCGUCACAAAAUUUGAGAAAAUAAAAUGAGAGCGGAAGAAAAGUGUUUAUAUAGUAACAACUUUAAUAUAAGUUUGUCUUUCAAAUGCAGGCUGUUUAUGUAAUCCUAUUCUUGUUUUCUUUUCAUCUGUCAUUUCUUUCAUGUUUUUUCACUUGAGGGCACAAUGUGAGCUCUUCAAAUAUAUGGAAUGAAAAUAUUACUAUUUCAGUUGUAAAUAAAUGCUCCUUGUUCUAA
Molecule: messenger RNA, 2733 nt
Organism: Beta vulgaris subsp. vulgaris (sugar beet)
Lineage: Eukaryota; Viridiplantae; Streptophyta; Magnoliopsida; Caryophyllales; Amaranthaceae
Product: 5-methyltetrahydropteroyltriglutamate--homocysteine methyltransferase
Exons: 12
Coding region: 39-2492 (817 amino acids)
Molecular function (GO): zinc ion binding; 5-methyltetrahydropteroyltriglutamate-homocysteine S-methyltransferase activity
Source: RefSeq, a predicted model, not a curated record